Messenger RNA from Gongylonema pulchrum, 189 nucleotides. The record is from the annotation of a GenBank genome assembly. Lineage: Eukaryota; Metazoa; Nematoda; Chromadorea; Rhabditida; Gongylonematidae.
AUGACGAAAUGGUCACACGAUGCUGUUAAGUAUGAUGAGCCGAAAAGGCCGUUGAUUGAUAUAUGGGCGGAACCGAAUAGGUACCGCAAGCAUGCCGAUGUACUCGUUGCUCCAGAAUUCCUGGACACUUUCCUGGUUUUACUCAAACGGCACGGCGUAAGUGAUGUGCAAAUCAUCAAAAAAGACAUA